Messenger RNA from Alternaria alternata, 960 nucleotides. RefSeq lists its product as hypothetical. Lineage: Eukaryota; Fungi; Ascomycota; Dothideomycetes; Pleosporales; Pleosporaceae. The record is from RefSeq and is a predicted model, not a curated record. Bases 1 to 960 code for a protein of 319 amino acids. The transcript has 4 exons.
AUGCUUGUGACCUGGUAUUCAUCUUCGUCGAAUUCGACGGUUGCUGUUCCUCAAAGCCCACUCUUUGACGUCCUACCAGGCGAGAUCCGUAAUAACAUAUUCGAGUUGGCACUCAUGCAGUAUGAAGACGACGCAGCAGCAUAUCCGGAAGACUCGUACUGGUACAGGCCAGGCUUCUCAGGACCGCUCAAGGGUAGUAGUGCGCUUUUGCGCACGUGCAGAUUGGCGUACGCGGAAGGCCAGAAGGUGUUUCUGAGAGAAUUGGAGUACGCAUUCUGGUUUAACCGCGGACCCAGUGGCCGCACAUGCACCCCGGCGUGCGAGAGAUUCUUCAGAGACCUGACUCCACAGGCGGCGCAGUCGCUUCAGAAAGUACGUUUCUUCACGCAAAUGUUCUGGCUCGAAGACGGGCCACAGCUAUUCUAUCUCUUUUCAGUACCGCAGUUCCGGCCCACUCAGCUUACUAUCACCAUCCGAUACUCAGACUGGUGGUUCUGGGAAGACAAUGAACCACUCCGUAUGAAUGAAGGAUGGCUGCGCUAUUUCGAAGGAAAUCCAGGCCUCCGCGUACUCAAGGUUGAGUACGAAACACUCAUCGAACGAAACAAGAAAUGGAAGCUUCCCGUGAGAAGGGAAGGCGAAAUGUUUCAAGCAAACAAGCUGGAAGGAUACCUUAGUGCCGAAAAUACGGCACUAGAGGAAUGGAAAUGGAAGGGCACAAGCAAGCUAGGUGGAGAAACAUGGAGCCAUCAUGGUACUGGGGACAAAGUCGAGUACAUCGUCGUGACGGAUACCUGGAAGUUUGUGGAAGGCGUGUUGAGCGACAAAGAGAUGGAGGGCCGACUGGAUCCGACUAUGAGCGUAUGGAAACCGAGACGAGGUAAGGCAUCGACCCGUCGGAACGUAGACGUAUGGGGUGCGAGACUUCGUGAGAGAAGAACUACAAAUGAUUCAGCUUAG